Molecule: messenger RNA, 1587 nt
Organism: Zingiber officinale
Lineage: Eukaryota; Viridiplantae; Streptophyta; Magnoliopsida; Zingiberales; Zingiberaceae
Exons: 2
Coding region: 1-1587 (528 amino acids)
Biological process (GO): DNA integration
Molecular function (GO): RNA-DNA hybrid ribonuclease activity; nucleic acid binding
Source: RefSeq, a predicted model, not a curated record
AUGCCGCCUCACAGAAAUCUGAAGGAAGCUCAACGCCUUAUGGGACAAAUAACCGCGCUGUCCAGAUUCAUCUCGAAGACCGCCGAUCGGAGCUUGCCAUUUUUUAAGAUUUUGCGCCGAGCCACUAAGUUCCAAUGGGACGCAGAGUGGGACAAAGCCUUCGAAGAGCUCAAAGUAUACCUCAAUUCCUUACCUGUUUUAGCUAAGCCGGUCGCCGCGGAAGCCCUUAGAGUUUACUUGCCCUCGACUGAAUAUGCCGUCGGGUCGGCUCUUGUGAGGCCGGACGAUGAAGAACAGUCUGUGUACUUCUUAAGCCACAUACUAAAGGAUGCGGAGUCCCGCUACACUGGUCUCGAGAAGUUAGCCUUUGCGCUGGUACUCGCCACUCGAAGGCUCCGCCCUUAUUUUCUGGCGCACCCGAUCGUUGUGAUGACGAACAACCCCCUGGGGAGGGUCCUUCUCAAUCCAGAGGCGUCCGAUCGGCUAAUCAAAUGGACCACAGAACUUAGCGAAUUAGACAUACGGUAUCAUCCCCGGACGGCCAUCAAAGCGCAGUCGUUAACAGAUUUUGUCAUUGAGGUACCAGAUCCCGAGCCCGAAGCCACCUGGAGGGUGUACGUGGACAGAUCGUCCACUCGGCAAGGAAGUGAGAUCGGUGUGAUGUUAAUCUCCCCCCACGGGGAAUGGAUGCAUUUGUCCGUACGGCUGGAUUAUCGAGCGACCAAUAAUGAAGCAGAGUAUGAGGCGUUGAUAGUGGGCCUGCAAGCCGCUCGGCAUAUGGGAGCUAGCAAGGUCUUGAUUCAUUCUGAUUCACAGUUGGCGGCUCAGCAACUCUCGGGAACAUUCGAGAUAAACAACGUCAGGCUCAAGCUUUAUGCGGGAGCCUUCGAAAAACUGAAAGCCAGUUUUCGAGAGGUGCUCAUCCAGAAGAUCCCCCAAGCGGAGAAUCAGUCUGCAGAUGAGCUGGCUAAGCUUGCCAGCUCAAUAUCACCAAUUGUCAUCCAACAGUCAAUCGAGCAGGUAUCUCUGGUCGCCCACAUCGACCGGAUGGAGGGGCUCACAUUCCUAAAUGACUGGCGGAUGGCUAUAGCAGAAUUUCUGAGGUCAGGGGCAACACCUUCCGAUCGAGAGGAAGCGCAUCUGCUCAGGAAGAGAGCUGGUCGCUUCGUCCUCAUUGGCGACCAGCUUUACAAAAAAGCGUUCUCCAGGUCUCUGCUCAAAUGUGUUGGUUCGGAGGAUGUGGACUAUAUUCUGCAAGAGGAGGACGCCGCUCGAACCGUUGCAACUUGCUUAUCUUUCCAGAAAUACCAUAAUUUCUCACAUCGUCCCACAGAGGAAUUAAAGACAUCCACAGUGUCCUGCCCUUUCGAUCAAUGGGGCAUGGACAUUGUAGAACCAUUUCCAAUGGCAAUCGGACAGUGGAAGUUUUUACUGGUAGCGGUAGACUAUUUCUCAAAGUGGGUGGAAGCCGAGCUGCUCGUGAAAAUAAUCAAGCAGAUGGUCAAGAAGUUCAUCUGGCAGCACAUAAUAUGCCAGUUCGGCAUUCCACGACCGCUCGUGUCCGACAAUGGGCAGCAAUUCAUCUGA